This is a messenger RNA of Seminavis robusta, 1215 nucleotides long. The record is from the annotation of a GenBank genome assembly. Lineage: Eukaryota; Bacillariophyta; Bacillariophyceae; Naviculales; Naviculaceae.
AUGGGAUGUUCCAUUUCAAUAACAACAAUGAGUGAAGAGAGUUCCAACCACGAUGCAGGGCACCUUUCCCUGAUUGAGCAAAUGGUACCUGAGAGCCUCCUGGCCCAAAUUGUGGAGUAUCUGACCUUUUCAGAAGCCCACAAGAGUGUCUUUGCCCUGAAUCGUCGCUUUUGGUUCCAGCACCGCCUCACGAUAGCUCAGGCAACGCCUCAUGCGUCGGUGGACGUUUUGAAUAUGAAAGGAUCCAAGGAAGAUGACCUAAAGAGCAAAUUGAAUUGUGUCCUUCCCUUGACAAUAGCUCUAUCCUGUUACUCCAAUUUACGGGUGCUGGAUCUUCCAUCCCUUGCCACAGAUGAGUUGCUCGGAUCUCUCACGAUAUCGGGCGGGUUGCCUCGGCUAUCUGUCAUUCGGAUGCGACGAUCACUGGGUGUCACGGAUCGAGGACUGGAAUACUUGACUCGAAAUACUACUGAUAGAACCUUGGAAGAAAUUGACAUUACGUUUUGUCAAAAUACAACGUACCAGGGCACAUUUGUGUUGCGAGACAAACUGCCCCAGUUGAAAUUGCUGAGACGACAGCCAGAAUGGUUGGAUGGACAAUUCCAUACUCCCAUUGCACCAACAGAUGAUGGCUCUCAAGUGGAAAUUCACACCUUUUGGCCCGAUGGGACCUUUUCCUUCAAUCGGGCCACUCAAUCGAAAGGUUUUGUUUUGGAUUGGAACGAACAACGGAAAGGAGACCAACAACCAACAAUAGUGACGUUACGGCACCAAUACAACAAUUUUGUUCCACCUCCUGGAUGGAACCCCGCCAGUGUGGAUGAUAUCUUUCGGUUUGCCUACCGACCCGGAAUGUGUUUGCUGCAAUUGCCGUCAGCACCAGGUUGUGAUGAGAGGCUUGUCUUGUUAGCCACGCCUCUGCGGCGACUCAAGGCACCAACGUGCAUGGAACGUGUGUCCAGAGUGGCGGGACAAAUCCCAGAGGGGUCGUCGCGCUAUGUAGAUCCUUGCACCCUUAAAGUCCACAUGGAAUUGGACAUGGAAAGAUGGGAACAUUGGCUGUUGGUCAGCAAGAUGAAAGUCUAUCCAUUGCAAGAUCUCAUGCCACCCGCGGAAUUAGUGGAAGAAUGUCGCCAAACUUGUCUCGCCAUGGCACCUUAUGAGGAAGCUCUGACCCAAGUGGAGGAUAUGUGGCACGUUUUGCGUCCUGAGUAG